This is a messenger RNA of Hemicordylus capensis (graceful crag lizard), 3707 nucleotides long. It is a transcript of the gene RASIP1, whose product is annotated as Ras interacting protein 1. NCBI's taxonomy places the organism in Eukaryota, Metazoa, Chordata, Lepidosauria, Squamata, Cordylidae. Gene Ontology annotation, cellular component: cell-cell junction. Gene Ontology annotation, molecular function: GTPase binding. The transcript has 13 exons. The record is from RefSeq and is a predicted model, not a curated record. The coding region runs from base 535 to 3336 and encodes 933 amino acids. Gene Ontology annotation, biological process: regulation of GTPase activity; signal transduction; angiogenesis.
GCCAGGGUCUUCCUGGCCCUACCCAAGGUCUUCCUGGUCCUGCUAGUUCAGAUGUCUUAGCCUUUCUGUCCCACUCCCUGCUCCUCUGCCCUCCCCAGUUCUUGGGAGCGGCCCUGCUUCCCAGCCAGUUUCCUGCCCCCUCCAUCUCCUUUUCCUGCCCCACCUCCUGUGUGUGAAUGACCAAAGGCACGAGAGAAAUCCAUGCGCAGUCAUCGCUGGACUCAGCCACAGCACACACAGGAGCAGAGAGCAGCCACCACGGGGCCCUGAAGCGGAAGAUGGAGCCUGGCCUGUGGAAUGCGUAAGAGAGUGGCUUGAGUGUGGAGAUCACAGCACCUGGGACCCCUUCUGGAGCAGCUCACCAGGACUUCUUGCUGUCCCUGCAUCUUUCUCUGGAAAGGAACUGGAAGCCAAUGAUGUGGAAGGAAUAGAAACUGAAGGCACUUCAGUUCUCUUGGAGAAGUCUCCCAUUAGGCUGGGUGAGGCACCCUGCCUCAAGUGAUAGAUUUGGCGAAGCUCUAGGUCUCUGUGAUCAUGUUCUCAGAUGAACGGAAGGACGGGAGCCCUCGCUUUGGGAAACUUCAUUUCCCCGUUGGCCUUUGGAUUAACUCCCCAAAGAAACACUUUGCCAAGCUCAGUCGCAGGUGGCCCAGCGUGGGGUCUGUCAAGUCUACAUCCUCAGAUACAGCCAGCCGUGGCAGUGAACCUGUAGAAAUGCGCCCGGCCACCAAGAAUAAGGCCAGUCGACACAAGAGACUCUCAACACUCUUCCAGCGAGGCGGGUUUGGAGGGCCAACCAGUGGUGUCGGAGGCCGCUGCACCAGUGAGAAGAAACUGGCUGAUCUCAUUGAUCCCCUGCCUGAAGAUCGAGUACAGCCCCCCUCACAGGGGGAAGUACCGGGGGUUCUGAAAAUCUAUGGUGGGGACAUCUCCACAGGCGCCAAUUACAAGAGUGUACUGGCGACUGUGCGUUCCACUGCCCGGCAGCUGGUGCAUGAGGCACUAGAGCGCUAUGGAGUGGCACAACCCAAUGCAGAGGAUGCCUACGUGUUGUGCGAUGUGGUGGGCAGUGUCCAUGCCACCGAUGGCUCCUGGCAGGCACAGUAUCUUCGGGCAGUGGGCAAUUCUGAACGGCCGCUUGUGCUGCAAGAUGUGUGGAAGCCCAAGACCGGCUGCACCCGCCGUUUUGAGAUCCGGCGACGUUGUGAUGUGGAGAAGAUGGCAGAAGCCGAUGAUGACGAUGGGGCUGGUAUCAACUCCCAGUCCCAUCAAAAGCACCCUCGCCGCUUCCGGGCUGCCUCCGGAGGCCAUGUGGCCCCCAAGGAGAGGGCAGACAACCUUUCACUCCGCCGCAGCAUCAGUGAGAUGAAUCUCAGCACAAAACGCCGCCGAGAGCGCAAAGGUGUGCUCAGCAUGGCAGCCGGUGAACCAGUGGAAGGGGGUCCAGCUGAGGAGUCACGGCUUAAGGCUGCAGCUGGCGCCGAGGGCACGUUGGCUCCCUCCGCCUCUGAGGAGGAGGCUGUGGAUGUGGCCAGCUUAGAGCAGCUCUCCCAGUGCCUCAUACAGCCGCCGACAGAGCACCCCUAUUUUCUCCAGUUGUUGGGCUACAAUGAAAAGCAGGAGUUUGUGAUCCAUGUAAUGACCCGCCGGCGGCAUAUUUUCGGACGCCCUGAGCGCCGCCCAGCUCCAGACCAGUCCAGCUAUGUGGACACGUUCCUGAGCGCCCCAGACAUCCUGCCCCGCCAUUGCUGCGUAGUGUCUUCUGUGCCCCCCGCAGAUCCCAGCCAGCCCCGGGGCUCAGCUAUGGUGCGGCCCUUCCGGGGGGCAUCGAUAACCCACAAUGGCGCCCCGCUCCAUCGCCAAGUGGAGCUGGCCCCUGGAGAUUUGCUGGGGAUGGGGCAGUCUUUCCUCUUCAUGUACAAGGACCCACGGGCCACAGCUGCCCCACCAGCCUGGCUGCCCAAGGCAUGGGUGUCCCCAGGAUUGGUGGGGGCACUGGCUUGCCAGGCCUGUGGCCGAUCCCUGCAGGAGCGGCAGGAGGCCUUCCGGGCUUACCUCAAGAGCCGAGAGCCUCAGCUGCGCUACCGGCCCCAAGAGCAGGAGGCGCUCUUGGCUGAAAUUGUGAGGCUACAGGAGGCACCAGGCUGCAAGCUGGGCCCUGCCUUCCUUUUUGGGCUCUGUCUGGAGCAUGCUGCCCGGGAACUGGAGCCAGGACACCUCCCCAGAUUGAUAGCCAGGAUUGUUCAGCUGGUCAAGGAGGCUGUUUGGGAGAAGAUAAAAGAGAUUGGAGAUCGGCAGCCGGAAAACCAGCAGGACAAAGGAGAGUCAGGAAAUCUCAGCGUUGAGGAAGUGGCUGCUGACUUGCGCCCUCUCAUGCUCUGGAUGGCCAAUUCGAUGGAGCUGCUCAACCUGGUGCAAAAGAGAGUCCUGGACAUUGAGAAGGACCUGGACUUGGAGGGUGUUUCUCACAGUGCUUUGCUCUCCAGUGAUCUGGAGACAUGUGAUGAGGCGAUGGCUGUCUUGGAUGAAGUCAUCAUGUCCACAUUCCAGCAGUCCGUGUACUACCUCACCAAGACUCUCUACUCAGCCCUUCCUAGCCUCCUGGACAGUAAUCCCUUCAUGGCCACGGCUGGUCUGUCCCAUGUACCAGAGCUCAGCAGCAUGCCCGAAGGAAUCCGUGGGACUCUUGCAAUCUACCAGGCCACACUUGAGCUGACUCGGGACUGUGGCUUGCAUCCUGACCUCGUCUCGCAGACCUUCGGAUACCUCUUCUUUUUCUCCAAUGCCUCACUCUUUAAUACCCUCAUGGAGAGAGGCAGUUCCCAGACCCUGUUCCAGUGGGCCAAGGCGGUGCAGAUCCGAACCAACCUGGACCUGGUGCUGGACUGGCUGCAGGGGGUGGGCCUCGGGGAUAUCGCCACCGAAUUCUUCCGCAAACUCAGCACCGCAGCCAACCUUCUGUGCGUGCCCAAAAGCAGCUUGCUUCAGGCAUCCUGGUCUCGCCUGAGAAAUGACCAUCCAGCACUGACGCCAGCCCAGCUCCAACAUGUGCUCAGGAACUACCAGAUGGGACCAGGGCGGAUGUCUCCUGAGUGCUGGAGCCCACCUGAAAAAGAGAAAGAUGAAAUUGUACACAGUGACAUUUUUGAGAGUUUCACGGACCACCCGCCCCUCAUCCUUCCAUGUGAUGGUUUCCGCUUACGUCUCUCAGAGCCUGUGUCGGACGACACCCUCCACCGCCAACUUGUACGGCUGCGCCAUUUUCUCUGGGAGCUGGAGCGUGAAUCCCUCCCAGCCAACCAAAGGGCAGUGUACGGGUUAGAUCCUAGUCAAUGAGGAGUGGGACACACACCAACAUUCAAGAUAGUUCUUGGUCCUCAGAAAGCUCUCGCUACAACAUUCCCAAGUGGAGGGGUGGAGAACGCAAAACGGAUUUUGGAAGAGGCAGAAGAACCUGAAACAGUUCUUGCUUACCUGAAUUUUGGAUUGUCCUGAAGGUCAGAAGUCACGGUGACAUCCAACGUCACAAAAAAGCCUGAUGUUGGCAGAUGCCCAAGGACCCUUCCGGAAACGGUUUGAGAAAUCACAACUUUUCCUCAGUCCAAUCUCUGCUGUUCUUUUUCGCCCCCAAACACACUGUUUGUGGCAAAUAAUGUAUUCCUUUCUUCAACACAAUAAAAUUAUUACUUAUGACCAAAAAAUUAUAA